AUGUCUCUAGCUCGACUGAAGGGCGCCACUGCUUAUCUCGUCGACUCCCAAGGCAUUAGUACUGAAGCCGCAGCUGAAGACCAAGACGAGGAGGUAGAGUCCCUCCUCAAUAGCUUUGACGUUGACAAUCAGGCUGCCUGUGGCACACUGCGCAUCAGUACAAAUGAAGCUGACACCCUGCCAUCGAAACAUAAAAGGAUGGCUACCACUGUCCCAGCGCACCAUGACCAACUAUCAGCGAGCCUUGAGACAGCCUCGGCAGGUGUCAUCGUUGACACCACUCUUUCUGACUAUCAGCGAUGCAACGAAAACGAUAUCUGGACCGGUAAGGCAAAGCCUCCAAAUGUCCCGCAUGCGACAUAUGGCACUGCACAGAAGAUGCGAGCUGCCAACAUCCAACAAUCCCUGGAAAGCACAUCGGAAACCCAUCACUCUCAGUCACGGUCUCACAAUACAUGGUUAGUCUUCGUCGAAGAAAGGUACGGUCUGGAGAGGCUGUUGAGAGCGAGAGCCAUGGAUGAAGCAACUAUGAAGCAUCUGUGGGAUUUUCUCUGGGCAACACCACGCAAAGAGUAUGGGCCAACAUCUCGCAAGCGAAAGGCUGAAAACCCAGCAGAGUGGGCAGGGUUCGUGAUCCGCAGUAUGCUCCUGCUACUUUAUUUAGUGUCAAUGAUCUGUCUCCUGCGCUAUGAUGAGGCCCUGUGGAUUACUUGGGCGGAUAUCACAUUCCAAGUCAAGGACAACUCAGUUAAAGGAAACUGGCUUGACGCUUCCACCGAACUAUUACUUCAGGGCGAGGGCUUCCGACCUGCUGACUUCCAUGUGAGACUCGAACUACCAUUCAGAAAAACCCAUCAAUAUGGAGGGAUAGCACCGUUUUAUGUGUAUGCUGAUGAGCAACGUCCGUGGAUGUGUUUGGUGCGAACGUUUGCAGUCUGGUGGAUGUUAGCGAGGGAGAGGUGUGAGAAUCUCGAUGGGUUUAUUUUUUGGAAGAAAAUCGGUACCGACAGUAUUAGCGUGAAUCCCACAGACGGCAUGACCUCUGAUGCAUUCCUCGAGUGUUUUUGCAAUAACCUCCUGGAUAUUGGCGUGGACCCACGUCCUUAUGGUACUCACUCCUUCCGACGAGGCAGAUGUCAAUUCUUAUACAAGGUAUGCAGAUGGGACUUUGGGGACAUCUGUGAUUGGGGAGGAUGGGCCGAAAAUUUUGACAAUCCAGGUACGAUCUUCAAGUACCUGCUGUCGUGGAAUGACAAUCCUCGGGAGAAGCGAGAGCACUAUAUGAAUCCUAACAGGCCAAGGAAGACCCUUGCCAUGCUUGUGGUAGAACCUGUCAUUGUGCUUGAGACUGUACUACAUACACUGCAUAGUAAUCAUACAUUUUGA
Molecule: messenger RNA, 1386 nt
Organism: Suillus subalutaceus
Lineage: Eukaryota; Fungi; Basidiomycota; Agaricomycetes; Boletales; Suillaceae
Exons: 6
Coding region: 1-1386 (461 amino acids)
Biological process (GO): DNA recombination; DNA integration
Molecular function (GO): DNA binding
Source: RefSeq, a predicted model, not a curated record